Arachis ipaensis is the source of this 1178-nucleotide messenger RNA. RefSeq names its product clathrin light chain 1-like. NCBI's taxonomy places the organism in Eukaryota, Viridiplantae, Streptophyta, Magnoliopsida, Fabales, Fabaceae. Gene Ontology annotation, molecular function: structural molecule activity; clathrin heavy chain binding. The record is from RefSeq and is a predicted model, not a curated record. Gene Ontology annotation, cellular component: plasma membrane; clathrin coat of coated pit; clathrin coat of trans-Golgi network vesicle. Gene Ontology annotation, biological process: clathrin-dependent endocytosis; intracellular protein transport.
AAUAGUGUCAUCAAGCGACAUCAACACUGUUAAUGAAAAAUGAAUCAGGACUUAACAACUUAGUGAACCGUUGCCGUUGGUACAACUAGAAUCACGAUUUUGGGGCACGACGCCGGCGUCAGACCACUUUGGGCUUAACUCGAAGACCAGGACACAGAACGGGGCAGAAAACACCCAUAAACAGAAACAAGUAAAAAAGGGAAGCACUUCUCAGAAAAUAUGGCGUUGAAGGAGUCUAUUGUCAUCGACGCAGACGACGAAAGCAACCACAACAACAAUGCACUGUAUCAACUCCAACCUUCUCAGAUAUGCGAAUCAUUCUUUGAUCACGACGCCCAGCACCAACAAGAACAACAAGGUUUCGCCAGACGCCAAUGGCGACGUGAAAAUGCCAUUCAUCUUGGGGAAAAUGAAAAAAGAGAAAAGGAGUUACUGAAUCAAAUUAUCAAGGAAGCUGAAGAAUAUAUUCAAGCUUUCUAUGAAAAAAGAAAGGUUAAUUGUGAGACAAGCAAAGCUACCAACAGAGGAAAGGAGAAGAUAUACUUGGCAAACCAAGCGAAGUUUCACAAAGAAGCUGACAAACAUUACUGGAAGGCAAUAGCGGAGAUGAUCCCUUCUGAAGUUGCCAAUAUUGAGAAGAGAGGAAGGAAAGCAGAAGCUGAGAAGAAGCAUCAAGUCAAUCCUAUUCAGGGUCCCAAGCCUGGGAAGCCUACAAAUCUUGCGAGAAUGCACCAAAUGAUUUUGAAGCUUCAACAGAACCCUCUGCCGCCCAAAGAAGACAACAAAGAUGGUAAAUCUAUGAAAGAUGGAGAGGAUGCCAAGACUGGAAAAAAUUGUUAAGCGGGUGCAAGAGGCUGCUUGUUCAGCUUUUGCAACACUUGAAGAGGAGGCUGCAGAAGAGUUGGCACCACGAUUAGAAAUUAUAUUGAAGCACCUGAUGCUAGCGUUUGAGAAAUAUUAGGUUGUGGUUGUUUGAUGUAUUUGCAGAUAUAUUGUUAUUUGUAAAUAUAUUUUUCUCAAAAAUUGUGGUUGUUUGAUGAUUUUGUUGGAUCUUUUGAUAUUUUGUGGUUGUUGUUGUAGGAAGAAUUUUUAGUGGGAUCAUUUUGAUGUUUUGAGAAUGAUUAAAUGUUAUUUAGAUUAGCGAUUGUCAUUAGAUUUAUAAAGAACCAAAUUCUAGU